This is a messenger RNA of Rhinolophus ferrumequinum (greater horseshoe bat), 6931 nucleotides long. RefSeq names its product signal peptide, CUB domain and EGF like domain containing 2 (gene SCUBE2). Bases 173 to 3244 code for a protein of 1023 amino acids. Lineage: Eukaryota; Metazoa; Chordata; Mammalia; Chiroptera; Rhinolophidae. Gene Ontology annotation, cellular component: cell surface. The record is from RefSeq and is a predicted model, not a curated record. Gene Ontology annotation, molecular function: calcium ion binding. Gene Ontology annotation, biological process: signal transduction. The transcript is spliced from 23 exons.
CCCGCCCCGGCCGGGGAGGACCGUGUGAAAAUGAGGCCGGGGCUCGGGGGCCAGGCGGGGCCGGGCCGGGGGUGUCAGAGCGCAGCGGGCAGGGCGCCCGCACACACCUCCCAGAGUCUCCACCGUGCUUGCCCGCGCGCCGCCGCCUCUGCCGGCAGCAGCCGCGCCUUCCAUGGGGGUCGCGGGCCGCGGCUGUCCCGGGGCAGCUCGGGUGCUGCUGCCGCUGCUGCCGCUGCUGCUGACCACAGCUUUCCCUCCUUGCUGGGGCCGCGCCCCAGGGCCGCCGGAAGAUGUGGACGAGUGUGCCCGAGGGCUAGAUGACUGCCACACCAAUGCCCUGUGUCAAAACACAGUCCCCUCCUACAAGUGUUCCUGCAAGCCUGGCUACCAAGGGGAGGGCAGGCAGUGUGAGGACAUUGAUGAAUGUGAAAACGAACUCAAUGGAGGCUGUGUGCAUGACUGUUUGAAUAUUCCAGGCAAUUAUCGCUGCACUUGUUUUGAUGGCUUCAUGUUGGCUCAUGAUGGUCAUAAUUGUCUUGAUGUGGACGAGUGCCUAGAGAACAAUGGCGGCUGCCAGCACACCUGUGUCAACGUUAUGGGGAGCUACGAGUGCCGCUGCAAGGAGGGGUUUUUCCUGAGUGACAAUCAGCACACAUGCAUUCACCGCUUAGAAGAAGGUCUGAGCUGUAUGAAUAAGAAUCACGGCUGUAGUCACAUCUGCAAGGAGGCCCCGAGGGGCAGCGUCGCCUGUGAAUGCAGGCCUGGUUUUGAGCUGGCCAAGAACCAGAGAGACUGCAUCUUGACCUGUAACCAUGGAAACGGUGGGUGCCAGCACUCCUGUGAGGACACGGCUGAAGGCCCAGAGUGUAGCUGCCAUCCACAGUACAAGAUGCACGCCGAUGGGAGGAGCUGCCUUGAGCAAGAGGACACUGCCCUGGAGGUGACAGACAGCAAUGCCACAUCCGUGGCGGAUGGGGACAAACGGGUGAAACGGCGGCUGCUCAUGGAAACGUGUGCUGUCAACAAUGGAGGCUGCGAUCGCACCUGUAAGGAUACUUCGACAGGUGUUCAUUGCAGUUGUCCUGUUGGAUUCACUCUCCAGUUGGAUGGAAAGACCUGUAAAGAUAUUGAUGAGUGCCAGACCCGCAAUGGAGGUUGUGAUCAUUUCUGCAAAAACACCGUGGGCAGCUUUGACUGCAGCUGCAAAAAAGGAUUUAAAUUAUUAACAGAUGAGAAGUCUUGCCAAGAUGUGGAUGAAUGCUCUUUGGACAGGACCUGUGACCAUAGCUGUGUCAACCACCCUGGCACGUUCUCAUGUGCUUGCAACAAAGGGUACACCCUUUAUGGCUUUACCCACUGUGGAGACACCAACGAGUGCAGUGUCAACAAUGGAGGCUGUCAGCAGGUCUGUGUGAACACAGUGGGCAGCUAUGAAUGCCAGUGCCACUCUGCAUACAAGCUCCACUGGAAUAGAAAAGACUGUGUGGAAGUGAAGGGAGUCUUGCCAACUAGUGUAUCACCCCACGUGUCCCUGCAUUGCGGUAAGAGUGGCGGAGGAGACAGGUGCUUCCUCAGAUGUCACUCUGGCAUUCACCUUUCUUCAGGACUGCAAGAGGCCUACUCUGUCACCUGCGGCUCUUCUUCUCCUCUCAGGAACAAACAGCAAAAAUCAAAUGACUCUGCUUUUGGGGAUGUCGCCACCAUCAGGACAAGUGUAACCUUUAAGCUAAAUGAAGGCAAGUGUAGUUUGAAAAAGGCUGAGCUGUUUCCCGAGGGUCUGCGACCAGCACUACCAGAGAAGCACAGCUCAGUAAAAGAGAGCUUCCGCUACGCAAACCUUACAUGCAGCUCCGGCAAGCAAGUCCCUGGAGCCGCUGGCCGACCAAGCACAACUAAGGAAAUAUUUAUCACUGUUGAGUUUGAGCUUGAAACUAACCAAAAGGAGGUGACAGCUUCUUGUGAUCUGAGCUGCAUCGUAAAGCGAACAGAGAAGCGGCUCCGGAAAGCGAUCCGCACGCUCCGGAAGGCUGCCCACAGGGAGCAGUUUCACCUCCAGCUCUCAGGCAUGGACCUCGAAGUGGCGAAAAAGUCUCCCAGAGCAUCUGAACGCCGGGCAGAACCCUGUGGAGUGGGCCAGGGCCACACAGGAAACCAGUGUGUCAGUUGCAGGGCUGGGACAUAUUAUGAUGGAGCACAAGAACGCUGCAUUUUAUGUCCAAAUGGAACCUUCCAAAAUGAGGAAGGACAAAUCACAUGUGAACCGUGCCCAAGACCAGAAAAUCCUGGGGCCCUAAAGACCUCAGAAGCUUGGAAUGUAUCUGAAUGUGGAGGUCUCUGCCAACCUGGUGAAUAUUCUGCAGAUGGCUUUGUACCCUGCCAGCUCUGUGCCCUGGGCACAUUCCAGCCUGAAGCCGGCCGUACUUCCUGCUUCUCCUGUGGAGGAGGCCUCCCCACCAAGCACCUGGGAGCCACUUCCUUCCAGGACUGUGAAACCAGAGUUCAGUGUUCACCAGGACACUUCUACAACACCACCACUCACCGAUGUAUUCGCUGCCCAGCAGGAACAUAUCAGCCAGAAUUUGGAAAAAAUAGUUGUGUUUCUUGCCCAGGAAAUACUACAACUGACUUUGAUGGUUCCACAAACAUAACCCAGUGUAAAAACAGAAGAUGUGGAGGGGAGCUAGGAGAUUUUACGGGAUAUAUCGAAUCCCCCAACUACCCAGGCAAUUACCCGGCCAACACUGAGUGUACGUGGACCAUCAACCCACCUCCCAAGCGCCGCAUCCUGAUUGUGGUCCCUGAGAUCUUCCUGCCCAUAGAGGACGACUGUGGGGACUACUUGGUGAUGCGGAAAACCUCUUCAUCCAAUUCUGUGACGACAUAUGAGACCUGCCAGACCUAUGAACGCCCCAUCGCCUUCACCUCCAGAUCCAAGAAGCUGUGGAUUCAGUUUAAGUCCAAUGAAGGGAACAGUGCCCGAGGGUUCCAGGUCCCAUACGUGACAUAUGAUGAGGAUUACCAGGAACUCAUUGAAGAUAUAGUUCGAGAUGGGAGGCUCUAUGCAUCUGAGAACCAUCAGGAAAUACUUAAGGAUAAGAAACUGAUCAAGGCGCUGUUUGAUGUCCUGGCCCACCCCCAGAACUAUUUCAAGUACACGGCCCAGGAGUCCCGGGAGAUGUUUCCAAGAUCUUUCAUCCGACUGCUGCGUUCCAAAGUGUCCAGGUUUUUGAGGCCUUACAAAUGAGUCUGCCCACGGGCCACCCAGUACCACGUCCUGCCUGUGGGCUGGUGGGACACAGCCGUCUGCUUCUGCAGCCAGCAUAGUCGGAUAUUGCUGUCUCCAGUUGCAGUGACUCGUUAGAGUUCAAUUUUUAUAGAUAAUACAGAUAUUUUGGUAAAUUGAACUUGGUUUUUCUUUCCCAGCAUUGUGGAUGUGGACUGAGAAUGGCUUUGAGUCACACCCACUUCUCAUUGCUGUGGGCAGAUGUCUUGGAUACAUCAAGGUCUGGCUGAGCUGGACCUCUGUCAGCUCAGGUGAGACUCAUCUGUCCUUCCUGGCUUUCAUUCCUUCUAAAGCGGGCUGUGGUGGAAAGCAGGUGACAGAAGGGGUUGCAGUUAUCUGAAACUUCCGCUUCCUCUGGCCCAACCCUCCCUAAGGGAGCCCUCUGCCCCUAGGUACAGUCUCUGACCAGGUAGAGCAGGAAGGGAGGGAGGAAGGGAGAGCCCUCUAGGCGCCAUCCACACACCUGAGACCUGCGAGGACUCCAUUUCUCCACAGCCUUCUCCUCUAGUCUGUGAUCCCAGGAGCUUGAAUUCUAAGCAUUGAUCAUUAAAAUAUACUUAAAGCAGAAAGAAUUAGAAAUAAACAACUAAGCUUUCCUCAGACAUCAUGCUGUAGGCCAGUUGAUGGCCUUCCUCGUUGCCAGGUUCCACCCUGUGGCAAUGCCCAAGGCAGGUCUUUAGCACCAGCUGUGCCUCUGGACACUGCUGGGCAUGGUGUUCAGGCUUGGAGAGUUCAGGUUGGACAUGAUCUCUUUGGUGGUUGAGAAUCACUGCCCUACAAGAAAAGGAGAUUUAACAAAUCUUAGUCAGUACUACCAAGGGUCCUCUUUCCACAGUGGGCUUCCCUCCAUGGGUGUCCGAGGUCCAGGUGGGCCGUGUUGGGGGUCAGCCCGUUAUGCCUGCCUUCCUUCCCCAUUUCCCAAGGUCAGAGACUGACUCAGCUCCAAGGACAUGAGCAGCACCGCUAAGGGUGGUCUUAUUCUUCAUGGUCGCACCGUUGCCGGAAGCAGCUCUGCACAUCCGGGCCUCUAAGUCAGCACAGCAGGGUCUCACAAUCCUCUUCUUCCACAGGAACUUGAAUUUUCAAUGUUACUACAGUUUUAAAAAUUUAAAUCCACAGGCAAAAAUCUCCUUACAGUGAAUAAAAAAGAAUCCUAUCAAACAAACUGCCAUUUCCCUAAUGCAUGGGCUUAGUAAACACAAACAUAGUAUUUUAUUUCAGUAACAAACUAUACACACAAUACACCAUUCUAAAGUACUGAAAAAUGGUUAGCAAAUAUUUUUAAAGAAAAUGAAGACUAUUUCAUUGUUGUUGAAACUCGCUUUUUACCUCAGUGGUUUUGUUUUUUUUAUCUAUUGAUAACAUCGGUUUGAAAAAAGAAAACUCUAAUCGAACUUUUCUUCUUUCUUUGGAUGGGCCCUAAAUACCCAUUUCCAAAUUACUCUUCAAAAAUUUGAACAUCAUCAUAUUUUACAAUAAUCAUUAAAACAAGCACUUGGAAUUGAUAAUACCCAACUUUGCCUACAAUUUCUGAGUCUAACCAGAAGAUGAAAAUUCACAUGUAAUAUAAACUGAGUCAUUGACCUGACUGAUAUGGAGGUGAGAUGAGCUAAACCGGGCCAUCCUGUCCAAGCACAUGAGUAACUUUCUGCUCACGACUGUGUGAAUCUGUACUGCUGAUUUCACAAGAAAGCUAGGGAUGGCAAUACGCUGGGGGUUGGCAGAAGGCUGCAUAACCUGGUCUCUGUGAGGCGUCCUCCAGGAGCAGCCCCGUGCACCAGAGCUGUGCACCUCGUACAAGCAUGAGCUGCUGAGACCCUCCUGACGCUUCCUCUCUAUACCAGUCCACCACCCUAACUGGUGGUAUGGUCCUGUUGGAAAGCUGGCCGGCUGAGGCUACGGUUGCCACCUGCUAAAUCAUCUGCUCUGUGCCAGGCACUUCUCUAGGCCCUAGGGAUGCAGAGUGACAAGACAGACGAGGUUCUUGCCCUCAUGGAACUUACAUUUUAGAGGGAGGAGACAGACAGUGAACAACUAAGUCAUCAGCUAGUGGUAAGUGCUGUGUUGAAAAUUAAAAUAAGUUAACCUAACAGGUUAACCACUUUAGGAUUGUGGAUUGUGGAUGGCCUCUCUGGGAAAUGACAUUUCAGCUGCAAACUAAAUAGCGAGAAGGAAUCAGCCUUGAGAAGAUCAGGGGAAAGAGCAUUCCAGAGAGAGGAAAGCCAAGAGCAAAAGCUGUCAGGCAGGGACAAACGUGUGUGGAUCACAGUCUAGUGAGAAGGCAAGUGGUAUGAGAUGAGGUCGGAGCACGCCAAGCGUUGGAAUCCAGAAUGAGGGGUUCAGGUUUAAUUCUAAAUACAUUGUGAAGCUUUUAGAGGGGUUUAAGCAGAGGCAUGAGAGAUCUGAUUUAUGUUUUUAAAGGAUAGCUCUGGUUGCUGUAUGAAGAAUAGAUUUUAGAAAGUCGGCAUGGAUGCAGAGAGCAGUUAACGAGCUAUUGCCACCAACCACGCAGUCAUCCAGGUGGAGCGGAGGUUGUGUGGGUUACGGUCGUAGUAGAGAUGAUCGAGUAGCAGAACUCUGGACAUGUUUCAGGGGAGAGUCAACAGAACUUGCUGAUAGGAUUGGAUGGAAGGGGGAGGGAAAGACAGUAGCCAAAGAUGACUCAUAGUUGCCUGAGCAACUGAUAGAUGGAGACUUCGGGAUGGAGCAGGUUCGGGACAUGUGACAGUUUUAAAACAUGUCUGCAAAUUCUUUGAUGCUCCUUCCUUGGAAAGUUGGGGGUCUCUCCCCCUUCCCCUUGAAUCUGGGCUCUGUGACUACUUGAGCAAUAUAUGGCAGAAGUAACGUUUUACCAGUUUCCGGGCCCAGGACUUAAGAUAUUGGCAAUUUCCUCUUCCUUUCCUUGGGAAACUCACACUGGGAACUUAGUCCCCAUACCUUAAGGAAGCCAUAGCACAAUGUGGAGAGAAACCGAGCCCUGGCCCCCCUUUUUCGCCCCCCCACCCCAGCUGAGCUCUCAUGUGACAGCUAGCAGAACUUGCCAGCUAUGUGACUGAGCUGUUAGGAAUCGAUUCUCCAGCCUCAAGUAGAGCUUCCCCAGCUGAUGUUCCAUGGACCAGUCCCCUUUAAGCCAAAAUUACAGGCUUGUGAACAAAAUCAGUGAUUUAUCGUCAUUUUAAGUUACUAGGUUUUGGGGUGAUUACUUAUGCAAUAAGACGUUGGGAAAAAAGAGAAGAUCAAGAGCAACUUUGGCCAUUCUAAGUAUGAGAUGCCUGUUCGAUAUCCAAAUGAAGAGUUCAAAUAGGCACUUGGUUCUGUGACGCCCCAGGAGAGGUCAAGGCUAAAUAUGAAUUUUAAUGUCACAGAAUACAGACAUGAAACUGGUUGAGGUCACCUGGGAAAGGUAUGUAAAUAAAAGAAGACGAGGGAGCUCUGAAUUCUGGGAUUCCCUCUGUGGCCAUGGGGACCAGGAUUUAGGGGAGCUGCAUAUUAAGUAAACAGGAAGCGGUCAGAGCUGAGUUUCACCUUCCCUCCAAGAGAGCUAGUUCUGUGGGAAAGCUCUGUGGGAGUGGAAUCUGGACAGGUCCUUCCUUCCAGCUGUAGAUAUUGUUCUUGAGCCAUUUACUAAAGUGCUACAUGCAUGGAUUU